Molecule: messenger RNA, 650 nt
Organism: Anopheles aquasalis
Lineage: Eukaryota; Metazoa; Arthropoda; Insecta; Diptera; Culicidae
Source: RefSeq, a predicted model, not a curated record
UCUUUGGUAGCCUCAACGCACGAUAAGUUCCUGAACCGCAAGCAAGCAUCAUGAUGCGAUGGCGCGCUCCAAACCGGGUGCUUAUCGCUACACUGUCGGCGAUCGCCCUCUACUUCUUCCUGUCCUCGGGCUAUCACGAGUACGAGCAAAGCGGUGUGCUGCCUCACACGAAGCCGGAAGAUGUGUGGGACUUUCUGGCCGAUUUUAGCCACAUGAAGCGGCUCAACCCAACAAUCUUGGACUUUAAGGUAAUCUCGGAGAAUGGCUACAGAAACGACUGGAAGUACACGGUUUCGUACGAAGAGAAGCUCUCACACUGGCCCUACACGUACAACCAAGGACUGGGCCACUACAUGGUCACCAAGCUGUCCGAAGAGAACGGUGGCGUGUACUCGGUCGCCUCCAAGCACCGUACCUGCUUCCUGUCCGGUCUAUUCUGUCCGCAAGCUGAAGGAGAGUUCACGAUAAGGCGCAUCAACGAUCACGAUACGCUGGUGACCGAGCUCGUUCGCUACACGUGCCCGUUCUUCCUUGGUUCUUUCUGCCGGCGCGAGGUGGUGUAUCAGCGGCACGAAAUCAUGAGAAAACUAAAGGAACACUUUGAACAUCUGCGCCAUCAGAAGAUGCACGCAGCGAGAGGUCAUCGAUGA